Messenger RNA from Hydra vulgaris (swiftwater hydra), 2332 nucleotides. RefSeq names its product E3 ubiquitin-protein ligase RNF216. The record is from RefSeq and is a predicted model, not a curated record. Gene Ontology annotation, biological process: proteasome-mediated ubiquitin-dependent protein catabolic process; protein linear polyubiquitination. Gene Ontology annotation, cellular component: LUBAC complex. NCBI's taxonomy places the organism in Eukaryota, Metazoa, Cnidaria, Hydrozoa, Anthoathecata, Hydridae. Gene Ontology annotation, molecular function: ubiquitin-protein transferase activity; ubiquitin binding.
AUACGAUAUGAAUAGUAAAAAAGGAAUUUUGUUUUUAUAUACGCAUGUAUUUGCUCUGAAUCUGUAAAAAAUCAUUAUUAUACUUAGAAAUGCCACUUAAACAAGAUAUUAUUAUUGAAUUAAAAGAAAUCUUUCCUCAGCAUAGCGAAGAUGCAAUUGGAUAUUUAUAUGAUCAUGUAUUGCUAAGUUUAGGAGUGGAAGACCAUUCUCUUUUAUUAACAUCAUGUAUCGAAAGUCUAGUUGAGAUGCCUUACGACAUUGUGGAAAAUAUUUUCUUAUCAUCCCAAGUCAAUGGUAACAGCAUAAAUAAAAAGAUUGACAUUGAUAAAUCUAAUAAUAAAAAUUUUGAUAUUUAUAAAAAGGAUUUACAUUAUUCCACUAACAAUAUUUCUGGUAGUGGUAUUGAAGUUUUAAACUCUACUUCUAUUAAUAAAGAUUUACAUUGCAUUAGAGAUGAAAUUAGUUCUUUAGGGACUAAAAAUAAAGUUUCUGAUAAGAUAAAUUUAAACAAUAUAGAAGAAAAAAAAAGAAAAUAUGAAAAUAGAGAUACUUUAAUAAAUCAAGUAAUACCGCUAAAAAAAAAAUGUUUUGAUAAAGUUAAUAAUACUAUGUUACCAUUAAAUAUUUUACCAAUUACCCAACAAAAUGAUUCUCUUAUUCCAGAGCCAGCAAUUCUUAAUCCAAUACUUGUGAAAGGAAUGAGUGGUUUUAUGGAACAAACAAAAAAAGAUAUUAUUUCAAUAAUAAAAGAUGUUGAUGAUGCUUUCCUUGAAAGACUAAUAAAUUCAUUGCCCCAAGAAACAACUGUAGAAGGAGCUGUUAAUUUUAUUCUUCAUCAUCUUCUUGAUAUAAAAAUUUAUCCCAAGUGUGACAAAAUUAAACCACAGAAACAAUUAACAAACUUAUUACAGAGUAACAGUUGUAUACAAAGUACGCCAGAAAUCUGUACUACAUCGUCAGCAACAGAAUACAACAGGCAAUCAAUACAAAAACUUCAAAACAUGUUUAGCUAUAUUUCAACAGCAGCCAUAAGAAAUAUUUUUUAUGGAGAAGGCAGAAGUAGUUUUGCUUUGACAUAUAAUCUCAUUAUGUGUGAAAUAACGGAAAUAAAAGGUGGAAAAAAAAGCGUGUCUGAUUCAAUGCUUCGUUCCUUUUUAAAGAAUAAACGCAAAAGUAUAUCUAUGCCAUUUGUACAUCCUCAACUGGAAAAGGAAAUACCAGCCAAUUUAGUUAAGCAUCCAUCAGAGAGUACUAUCGAUGUUCCUGUAUGCAAUCAAAACUAUGAGGAAACUGUGGAAUGCAGUUGCUGUUACGAUGAUGCAAAUUUUGAAGAGAUGAUCCAAUGUUUGGAGGGUCAUCUUUUUUGCAAGAAUUGUUUGAGGCAGUACUCCAAUGAGGCUGUUUAUGGAGCAGGAAAGUUGCAAAUGUAUUGUAUGGCAGAUUCAUGUAGUAGCACCUUUCCUUUAAGUCAGCUUGAAAAGGUUCUCACUGAAAAAGAGCUUGAGAAAUACCAUGAACGUGUACAGGAAGAAGAUUUAAAACUAGCAAAUUUAAAUAACUUAGUGAGGUGUCCUGGUUGUGAAUUUGCUGCUGAGAUGCCUGAUGGUGACAAAGUCUUCAAAUGUCAAAAUGAAACUUGCAUGAAAGAAGUUUGUAGAUAUUGUAAUGUUGAUUGGGAAGAGCAUUUCGGAAAACCAUGUGCAGAAGUAGAAAAUCGUUCUGAAACUUCUUUGCGUACUUCUUAUGAAGAAAAAAUGACAUUAGCAAAAGUUCGCAAAUGCUGGAAUUGCGAAGCAACCUUUUUAAAAUCGGAUGGAUGCAAUAAAAUGACAUGUAGAUGUGGAUCACCGAUGUGCUACAUAUGCAGAGAGCCUAAGAUCGACUAUGAACACUUUUGUAAACAUGCGAGAGAGCCAGGUCAAAAAUGCACUCAGUGCAAGAAAUGUAGUUUAUGGACAGAUCCUACUGAAGACGAUGAUAGGGCAGUUUUUGAAAUAAAGCAAGAAGCUGAGAAGGAACGGAUGAAAAUUACUGGAUGUAACUCACAUGUUUCAAAAAUUACAGUUGGUCCCUCUAUUGAAGUACGACCUGUUCCGACGUCGCAACCAAAUAUUCCUAUUGUUCCUAAUGUUGUUCCAAAUAUUUUUCCAAACAUUCCUAUUGUUCCAAAUAUUGUUCCAAAUAUUCCUAUUAUUCCAAAUGUUGUUCCAAAUAUUAUUCCAAAUAACUAUCCUUAUAAUCCAUAUAAUCAUUAUUACCGCAACUAUCGUCGACAUCAUCGACACAAUAGAAAUUAUAUCAGGCGUCAAAAUAAUCAAAAUAAUUUUUAACU